Athalia rosae (coleseed sawfly) is the source of this 5833-nucleotide messenger RNA. RefSeq names its product prestin-like. Gene Ontology annotation, molecular function: oxalate transmembrane transporter activity; chloride transmembrane transporter activity; bicarbonate transmembrane transporter activity. Gene Ontology annotation, biological process: transmembrane transport. The coding region runs from base 161 to 2395 and encodes 744 amino acids. The transcript is spliced from 17 exons. The record is from RefSeq and is a predicted model, not a curated record. NCBI's taxonomy places the organism in Eukaryota, Metazoa, Arthropoda, Insecta, Hymenoptera, Athaliidae. Gene Ontology annotation, cellular component: membrane.
UUCACCUUGGUCGGGUAACUGUUGGGGCCGGCCAUUUAGCGCCACUCCAAUCUCUACAUUCGACGUGUUCGCAACUCGCCACUGACAACAUUGAUCAACGGCAUCGUCCGACUGAGGCAUAUCAAAAAUUCGAAUCGCGAAGAAUCGAGAUAUUACCAAUAUGACUGCCACUAUCGGCGCCGAAGUUAAAGUCCGGCGACCGGUUUACCAACUCGACGAACUGCAACGUGUCUGCGAUUACAUCAAGCCAAAACGCCCGAUGAGUCAAAGAGUUGGCGAAAAAUGCCGAAAGUUCACCGUCGUCGAUUUCCUGAAGGGGAGUAUUCCUCUUAUCGAAUGGCUACCGAAGUACGAGUGGAAACGCGACAUCGCCGGCGACCUGGCCGCUGGUGUCACAGUUGCCGUCAUGCACAUUCCGCAGGGGAUGGCCUACGCGAUUCUCGGCAACGUUUCUCCAGUGAUGGGAAUCUAUAUGGCGUUUUUUCCCGUUUUGGUCUAUCUCUUCUUGGGCUCUUCCAAGCACAAUUCGAUGGGUUCAUUCGCCUUGAUAUGCCUGAUGACCGGGAAAGUUGUGUCGUCGCACAGUGUCGCGGCAAUCCCGUCGAUAAACGGGACCGACGCCGAGUACGAGGGGGUGGACCCACCCGGCGAACACGCGAGGUACUCGGCCACCGAGGUAGCUACAACGGUGACCUUCGCGGUCGCCAUGAUCCAGCUGGCGAUGCACGUCCUCAAACUGGGCGCAAUUUCUAUCAUACUUUCGGACGCUCUGGUCAGUGGAUUCACCACCGGGGCGGCCAUGCACGUUCUGACCUCACAGAUAAAGGAUCUCUUCGGUCUGCAACCGUCCAGGAGGAACGGCAUAUUCAAAAUCAUAAUGACCUACGUCGACCUGGUCAACGAUAUCGAUAACGUCAACGUUGCGGCUACCGUCCUAUCGGUGGUUACGAUACUGGUACUGAUCUUCAACAACGAGGUUUUGAAGCCGCUGGUCGCCAAGAGGUGUUCCUUCCCCGUGCCGAUCGAGAUGUUUGCCGUACUUUCGGGGACCCUGCUGUCGACGCAGAUGGACCUCGCUCGCGAUUACGGCAUUACGACCGUCGGCGAAAUCCCGGUCGGACUGCCGACGCCGAGUCUGCCACCCCUCGACUUGAUUCCCGCGGUCCUCGUCGACAGUUUGGUGAUCACCAUCGUUUCCUACACCGUGUCCAUGUCGAUGGCCAUAACUUUCGCCCGGAGGAACAACUACGAGGUCGACUCGAAUCAAGAACUCUUGGCCCAAGUGCGUAACGACGCCACCGCAGAUCCAAUGAUAUUGAACCUAUACGGCGCAGGUAAUCUGGUUGGAUCCUUCUUCUCGUGCAUGCCGUUCACAGCUUCGCUCUCCCGGUCCAUGAUUCAGGAAACAGUGGGCGGUAAAAGCCAACUGGCUAGCCUGCUGUCCUGCGGUCUGCUGCUUUGCGUCCUCCUCUGGGUCGGUCCGUUCUUCGAGCCGCUACCCAGGUGUGUUUUAGCCAGCAUCAUAGUGGUCGCCCUCAAAGGGAUGCUGGCGCAGGUGGUGCAGUUGUGGAAGUUUUGGUGCCUCUCCCGCAUCGACGCUGUCGUUUGGACGGUCACCUUCGUCACGGUCGUCUUCCUCGACAUCGAGUACGGCUUAUUGGCGGGUACUUUCGUUUCUUUGGCGUCGCUUCUCGUCCUCUCGCUGCGCCCCUACGUCUGUCGCAUGGGCCUCGUGCCGGGCACUGAAAUUUACUUGGACAUGAAGCGGUACAGAGGGACGGUCGAGGUACCCGGAAUAAGAAUGUUACAUUAUUGCGGUGGUCUGAAUUUCGCAUCGCGUCAGCUAUUCCGAAACGAGGUCUACAAAAUCGCCGGUGUCGUUCCGCAGCAGGAGCUGAUCAAACGCAACGGGCUACAGGCUACCGAACGAGCGGCGCGAAACGAAGGUGAAAAAAAAGAAAGGACGGGUGAACGGGGAGCCGUGCGGCGAUCCGCAGCGCGAAGACGGAAUCACAGGUCGCAAUCGCAACGCCGUGAGCACACAUCCAUAUUAAUGCCUGACAUUCGUAAAAAUACCGAGUUGAGGGUGCUCGUUUUGGACUUGUCGGCACUGGUUUACGUCGAUCCCGCUGGCGUUGAGAUGCUGAGACACCUCGUCGACGAGUUCUUAAAAAUAAACGUUACGGUACACAUCACGGGAUGUUCAGGACCCGUCUACGAGACCAUAAGAAAGUGCAACAACCGCGCCGAGACGGAGGAAGGGCACGAUUUCACCAUGUUCCCGACGAUCGGCGACGCCGUCAAUUUCGAACUUCACGAACGCAUCUCCACCGUGACACAGAGCGGCCCUAAUUCCACCGCUUUCGAGGAACAGGAAUGCACGAGCAGGUUGUGAUCGGACGCCCGCAAUGUAUUUUCACCGGGUGUACACCGCAACUGGUAAUAAAUCGACGAGCUAAUUUUCAAUACCACCGUCGUCGGCGAUUAUUUUUCCCCGCCCUCUCCCGUGCGUACGGAUCGAGCGACGCCGAGAUUACGGACAAGGGAUCUCCGGAAGAGGCGUACGCGAGAUAUGGCUUCGUUAUAUGUACAACGGAUUCACGAACACCGGGGGUGAUUUUUCGUUCGACUAUUUUUAUCUUUCAUUGUCAGUUUCCGUCUGAAAUUUCGUUCGAUAUGAUGCGUGGAAAAAGAAAUUCCCGAUACAUUUCAGCCCUCGAUAUUGAUUCCGAGUACUUUUCGACAAAGGUGGGAAGAUUUCCCCCGCUGAAAAGACGUAAAUAAAAAGUUCAAGUGCAGUCAACGGUUCAAACGCUAAUCACUCGGUAACGAAAAAUCGCGCGAUGAUGAAAAAAAAAGGUCGUGUUUGUAUAUGGGAUACAAAACAAAGCGCGAAAGGUCGUUUCGACGGACCGACGCUGCUCCGUGUUUACAUCACAUUCGCAACAGCGAUCCCGUCGAAAACGAUACGAUAACGACGUGUAAAGCGAAGCUCUCGAACUAUUACGUUGCGAUACUUGUGGAAUCGAUGAAAUUGCAUUUCCAAUGCGUAUGCAACACUCGCAUCUGUACGCUAUCUGUAGAUGAUUUUCGCUGUUAUCUCCAAAAUGGGCACCUUUAACGAAAAAAUGCACAAGGCAAUCUUGUUGGAAAUUUAAUUUUCUACGAAAAAAGUCCUCUGAACCUAAAUGCUCCGAUCAAUAUUUAUCGAGAUAUUGAACUUUAACCUACUCAUUGUGAUUUAAAAGGCAUACAAAUUUUACAUCGCAGGUAAGUAAAAAUUCUAUAACUCAAGAAAUAACAAUCGGACCAUUUAGGUGUAGAGGACCUUUUUUCUAGACAACUGAAUUUCCAACAAAAUUGUCUCAUAGAUUAUUUCGGUAAAGUUGACCAUUUCGGCGGCAACGGCGAAAAGACGAGAAUUUUGGGUAAAAAUCAACUUUAACGACGCGUACCAUUCUUGCCGGUGUAAGUUGCACUUGUGCCGUCCGAAACUCUUUCGAACAUCGUUCAAUUCUGCAUUGAUCUCGACCGAAACCAACAACGAUAUCACAAAAUGGCGCAGAGUCGGCGGAUGAAAAGAAAAAAAAAAUUUAAGUCAUGUAUUUCGAAUGGGAAAUCGUCUCAUGUCCGGGGGAGUACCUGAUGUCGAGGUGAGGGCUCGUAUCUCGAGAGAAUUUCAUUCCCGGCAUUGGAGUAGUUCUGAAAAAAAGAAGGCGCCCUGACGAACACCCGUUCGGCUUUGGCACAAAUACAGGUACGGUCGGGUCAGGUGCGGGAUACUUCCAACCUUGCGCCGAAGGAUUACGAAAGACUUUCUCCACGCAAUUACAUCGGUAUUUUAUACGUGCGCAUCCCCACCCGUCGACCAUCGCUGUUCCCCGGUACGACGUAUACGUAACACGCGUCAGAUCGAGAUCGUGACCAUUGUGAAUACGUGCCGCGGGCACAGCUGUAUACGUACAGGUGCCGUGGAAGUCGAGUCUCGUUAUGCGCCAAAAUUGUAUUUCCUCCAUUGUCGUUCGCAUACGCGAUACAUUUUUUCUCCCUACUCGGACUCCCUACUCGGCGUCGUCGCGUCGACGAGGAAAUGAUCGCGCCGCCGAUCGCUCGACCGCGACGACGGCUCACGUACGGAGGCAGGCGUUCUUCUCGAGGAAUGGCAAGUACGAUACGGUACGAUCAUCGUUAACGCGUGGUCGAAAUCCGAGGCGACGUUUUUCAGCUCGUUCCGCGAGCCGCAAAUCAAAGGGGACGGUUUCGCUCGUCGUCGGCGACGACACGUGGAACCGCGAUCGCCCUCGACCAAUAAAUAAACGAGUGGGUCGCACCCGAUUAUACCCGUACACCUCGAAUCUGAUUAAUUACCGACCACCUCUCGCCGAAGUCUAAAGGUUAAAGACGAAGUUCUUGGAUAACCACACGUAUAACGUAAUCCGUGAUAUAUUACGUUGAAUCGAAAGCGGUGAAAUUCCGUCGGCGUGUCCGUAACGGCGAUUCGUGGGUUCUGCCUCCCGUGCACGGGGCACGGGGGGGUCGGGCGAAGGACGGCGAUCGCUCGGAUAACGCGGACGAGUCUAGGGCCGGGCCCGCGGUCCGGGGACGACGACGAGAACGGAGGGAUCGUGUUCGGGAUUCGCACGGGCGCGGUUGCUCGCGAGUAGGUGAGCCCUCGUGUGCCGUGCUCCGCACGUGGAUGGGUGAGAGGAGGCGUACGCAACGCGGGAUACUCGCCGAUCGCGCAAUUUCUCGGGCCACGUAAACACCUGCGUACGAACGCGGACGGGUUUAUAAUCCAGGUUUGUAAUAAUCGGUGUCGGCGUGCCGCGGAAUCGCCCUGCCUCGCGGCCUUACGCGUUUCCGCAUUUUACGUAACGCCGCGGAGCGCACUCGACUCCCACCCUUGGGGAUCUUUGGCGAUCGAGGCGUCCGGGCUGUCCUUUAUAAACGCACCGGCGUCUGCAAAAAGGCAGAACUGUAUCAGCGUUCGCAACCGUACGUCCACCGAACUUGGAAGAUAUCGUCAUGCGCUCCUUCGCCGUUGCCCUACUCGUCUGCGGAAUGCUCGUCGCGGUGGGAUGCGCGCCCGCGCCCGCGCCCGGGGGUUGGGGUGGUCACCGCGAACACCACGUGAUCCACGUACCCUACCACGUGCACGACAUUCAUCAUCACCACGUGAAAAAGAUCGCCUAUCCCGUCCACCACGUCGAGAAGGUCCACGUCCCCGUGCCCGUCCACGUCCACCACGUUCAAAAGGUCCACGUACCGGUCCCCUACCCCGUCCACCACGUCGAGAAGGUCCACGUGCCCGUCCACCACGUCGAGAAGGUCCACGUCCCCGUCCAUUACGAGGAGGAGAAGCAAUGGUGGUAGCGACCGUUCCCGGCAUCCGGAUGGAAGCGGAGCGGAGCGGAGAUACGUUCGCGUCGUCUCUUUGUACAUACUUACCUAGAUCUACAUAUUAUAUACGAAAUAUACACGCAUAGCCACUAAUCACCGCGUACGAUGCAAGUACAUCCCUCGCCUACCCACUCGUACGAAUUGCUCCGGCGAUUGAAGAACGAUCGGCGUGGAUCCGCUGCGGCUCGUCCACCGCGUGCUUCCGCGAUGAAAUCGGCGAGCCGAGCGACGCCGCGCCGAUAUCGAAGAGGAGGAACCGUACCGAAUAUCACGGAGACGAGCGAACGGAAGCGUCGAGCGAGAUCGUUAUCCAAUCGGCGGAACAGUCGUCGCGUAAUCUGCGACGAGUUGACCCGGCGGAGCGAAUUUCAUUCAAAGUUCAAAUGAUUUUGUACAGUAAAAAUUACAAAUAUAGGAUAUAGAAUUGUCAAUA